GCGGGCAGCGCUGGCUCGGGGCCGGCGUAGCGCGGCGGGGCCCGGCAGUGGGCGGUGGGGCAGCAUGAGCGGCGUUGUGCGGCUGGGCUGGCGGCUGGGUGCCGCUGCCGCGCGGGGCCGGGCCGGGCGGCCGCUGAGCCAGGCGCCCGCGGGCGGCGACGAGGUUGGCGGGGCCCAGGGCGGCGGCAGCGGCUCGGGGUCGCGGGAGGCGGUGGAGCGGCUGGUGCGGGCGCACCCGGUGGUGGUGUUCAUGAAGGGCAGCCCGGCGCAGCCGCUCUGCGGCUUCAGCAACGCCGUCGUGCAGAUCCUGCGCCUGCACGGCGUGGAGGACUACCGCGCUCACGACGUCCUGCAGGACCCCGAGCUCCGCCAAGGAAUAAAAAACUACUCUAACUGGCCUACCAUCCCACAAGUGUACCUCAAUGGUGAAUUUGUUGGUGGCUGUGAUAUACUCCUCCAGAUGCAUCAGAAUGGGGAUCUCGUAGAAGAGCUGAAGAAGCUAGGAAUCCGUUCAGCGCUUCUGGAUGCAGAAAAAGACCAAGACAAAAAGUAAAAUGGGCAAAAAAAGAUACAGUGACAGGAAUAAAGCAAAUCUUCGAUAAGAACUUGUUACCAGUAAAGCCUUAUGUACUUCAGCUCAAAGAAGGCAUCUUUUUGAACUGACACUAAGAUUUAUCUGUGAAUGUCUGUUAGCUCAUGGUAAAUGUAGUGAUGUUGGUAUUUUGAUUUAUGGAUAUUGUGAAAAUUUGAGUAUAAGCACUGCACUGUAAAGCAUACAUUUGUGGAAAUUUGUGUUUUAGAAAAGAAAAAGUUCACUUCUAAAAGCAUUCUCUUCUUGAUUGAAGUGGAAGUAAACCAAAAGAAUGAAUAAUAUUUUUAUGGAUUUUGAGUGUGUGUUUUGCUGUUCUUUGAUACAUGAACCUACGCAAAUAGCAUAUGCAUUCCCUUGCUUCUCUUGAAAAAGCAUUAAGUAACAGUGCAUCAGUUUUGCUGAACAACUCCUGAUGAUAAGACUUCCUGAGAGCCUGUAAAACUUCUGUAAUCACAUAUGGUAUAGGAAAAAAGAGUCUUCAAACAAUACAGGAGAAAAAAGAUUAUAUGAGAGUGCAUGAAAUAAUAACUUUUAUUCCAAAGGGUAAAAAUAAACAGACUUGUACAAAUAUAUGUAUAAUGGUCAUUAUUACUUUGUAACUUUCUGAUGGCUUUUAAAAGAUUGCUAAGAAUUGUGCCUAAAGAUUUUAUAAAACCUUUUCUACCUCUUGCAAAGCAGCUUUCCUCCCUGCUUAUGUACUUUGUGUAUUGCAGUUCCGUGUCAGUGCUAAAAUGUGGGAAUUGUUUAAGGCUUCAGUGUUCUAGCCUAAAAUAGUACAUGAGAAUACUUCAGUUACUACUGUAAUCUUGUAUUAUUUGCUAGUUACCAAGUUAUCUUUUUAUAUUUGUUGUAUUUUCUUCUGACUGCAGUGCUCCAAAGAAUAUGGUCUUCAAAUUUGGGAUUAACAGAUGAAAUAUUUCGCAUAGAUGAGUGCAGCAGAGGGGCUACUGAUGAGAUAAAUAUUUCUUUGUGGAAAGUCUUUAAUACCUAUGUAACCACAGUUCCCUAAGUCAAAACAAAUUAUAUUGACCAGUGUAGCUUCAGCUGUACAGCAAUACUGCUAAGGUUAAAAGCUAACCAAACUGUUUCUAAAUGCAGUUUACUUUUAUUAAUACAAACCAGUUUGCAUGUGAAUUAGGCAAAUGAUUUGAAAUAAACUGUAUUUCUUUUUUUUUUUUGUCCACAAUAGUUCCUCUGUAUUUUAAAUGAUUAAUGAAACUGAUACUACUUUUGAUUUGAAACCUAAAAUGUUUUCCACUGCAUAGAAUAGAAAGUGUGGUUUAGAGAAAGGAAUAAUUAUGAAUAGUCAGGGGAAAAGGAAUUCAGGACUGGAACUUGUAGACAAGAGAGAUUUGAAGUUCAGUUCUAAAUCUCUCCUGUCCACUUGAGCAAGCUGUCCAGUGGAGAAACUAUACUGGUACGUUCUUCAGAGUAUUUGCCAAAGUGGUUACAGUAAGCUCACCGUACAGUUUUAAUGCAAUUGGUAUCACCAGUAUUAAAUAUAACGAGUAUGUUCUCUGUGUACUCACUUGUUCAGGACAGCUUGCCAGUACUGGUGGAGGUGACUGAAUGACCACUGAGUAUGGGUAGGUUACAUCCAGCGGCUGUUACUUGUGGCUGUUGGGCAGGGAGACAUGAGUGAAAGAUUUUUGUGUUUGUAUACCACAUCACAUUGAUGAAAUGCAAAGCUUUAGGCAGAGAUGAAGGUUGGUUCAGAGCGUUUCAGCAUUACCUCUCUUUGAGUUAAAUAAGAUUUCUUAUGGCUAAUCUUUCACAAGUAGUUUUUUCCAUUCCACAUGUCAAAUAUUUAGUAAAAUAAAUGAAUUUCAGAAGUCUUCGGUUAUUCAUGUCAAAAGACCUAUUGAAAUGGAUGUACACAGUAAACAGAAUAAAUAACAAAAAUCCUUUUCUGCUUCAA
Falco peregrinus (peregrine falcon) is the source of this 2510-nucleotide messenger RNA. RefSeq names its product glutaredoxin 5 (gene GLRX5). NCBI's taxonomy places the organism in Eukaryota, Metazoa, Chordata, Aves, Falconiformes, Falconidae. The record is from RefSeq and is a predicted model, not a curated record. The coding region runs from base 65 to 553 and encodes 162 amino acids. The transcript is spliced from 2 exons.